UAUUGUUAAACAUAAAAAGGCCACAGUUCAUUCAAGAACCUCAUACCAAAUCAUACAGCUAGCAAAGCAUUAAAGACCCUUCUCCCUCUUCAAAAAGAAGGGAAAAAUGCAAUAAAUAAGAAGUGCAGAAAUUAACCAUUGUAAGAGAAAAGAAAGAAGAUGGAAGAGGCUGUAGAGAAAAAACAGAGUAGCAUAACAACAGUUUAUGAUGUUACAAAGAAUCCAAUGUUUUGCUUACAAGAAGCCAUAAGAGCUAUUCUUAAGUGUCUAGGUUUUGAAUCUUCAAAACCUGAGGAGUCGUCUUUUUCUUCUUCUUCUUCUUCAUCUGAAUCUUCAAAACCUGAGGAGUCGUCUUUUUCUUCUUCUUCUUCUUCUUCAUCUGAAUCUUCUUCAAGUAUGUCAGAUAAAAAAGAAGAGAGUGAAAAACAAGACAACUCAUGUGUGUUCCAGGAAGCUGGUAAUGAAGUGAAUAAGCAGCAGGGUUCAGAUUCAGCAUCAACAAAUAAUAAUAAGGAUGACCCUCCAGCUGAAGCUGAUGUUCCACCUGAGUCUCAGACACUUAUAGAAGCAGCAACAGUAAGGAGGGGAAGAUCACCAUCAAGACCUCCAGUUGGCAGGGGACCUCCUCCUCAGAACAAUUAAUUGAUAAUAUAUUCCCCUCUUUAAUUCUGAUAUCCAUUUUCAUACUUUGGUUAGGGUUGGUUGAAUUGUGUACUUUAAUCUGUUCAUAUGGUCAAUUAUCAAGAUUCAAGACUAGGUCUACUGGUCUUUUAUCUUGGUUUGAUUUCCUUGUGUCAUUGCUAUUAUCUGUUAUUUCCUGUGCUUUGAUUAUUCUAUGUUAUCUGUGUCGCUUGCGUUACUUCAUUUCCAUAUCGCUUUGAAUCUCUUAGCCGUAUCUGACCUCUUUUUAUGUUUUUAUUGAGUCGAGGGUCUCUCGAAAACAGCCAUCCUACCUUGGUAGGAGUAAGGUCUGCGUACACUCUACCCUCCCCAGACCCCACGUUGUGGGAUUUCACUGGGUUGUUGUUGUUGUUGUUGUUGUAUUGCUAUAGGUCCGUAUUUGUUUAUACACACAUAUUGUAAGAUCUAAGGAUUUAAUAUGUGCAAGUUAAUUAGUACAUAAUCUACAAGUAUUUGUCGAAUGUUGUUUUUCAAUUGUGUAAAGCUUAACGUUGAUGUCUCUUCUAAUUAGUGUAUUGUUUCUUUUCCUUGGCUCA
Molecule: messenger RNA, 1217 nt
Organism: Lycium barbarum (goji berry)
Lineage: Eukaryota; Viridiplantae; Streptophyta; Magnoliopsida; Solanales; Solanaceae
Product: suppressor protein SRP40-like
Exons: 2
Coding region: 160-642 (160 amino acids)
Source: RefSeq, a predicted model, not a curated record